Molecule: messenger RNA, 1508 nt
Organism: Populus nigra (black poplar)
Lineage: Eukaryota; Viridiplantae; Streptophyta; Magnoliopsida; Malpighiales; Salicaceae
Product: pathogen-related protein-like
Exons: 4
Coding region: 145-861 (238 amino acids)
Source: RefSeq, a predicted model, not a curated record
ACAUCUUGAAUACAGAGAUAAAAAAUCUACGACGUCCUCCUUGACUUUUCUCUGUGCAUUUAGGUCGUCGUGGCCUAGAUAAGGUCCCUUCUUUGCCACGAAAAUUCAGACUAAUCAACAACUGAUAUUCUUCACUGAAAAUUAAUGGCAACUUCAGGCGUUAGAGAAGACAAAUACCGUACUUUCUUGUAUGGAGAAGGAGAGAAGAACACCAAAUGGAGGUUUGGUUCACCUCCAAACUAUGAUGAUGUCAACAAACUCUUUGAAGAAGGCAGGACAAAGGUAUGGCCAUCUGGAUCACUCGAAGAAAAAGUGCAGAACCUAGUAAAGACAUGGGAGAUGGAGAUGUUCCAUAAGACAUGCUUUGAUGAUUAUAAAUCAGUUGAUCCCAAGAAUUAUACUUUUAGCCUAAAUGGAAGGAAACCUGUAACUUUGGAAGAAAAGCGCAAACUUGGCGGAGGCUACAACACCUUUUUGCAGACUACUUUACCGGAGAAGUUCCGGGCCUAUAACCCUGCUGAAGAAACUGUGGAUUCAGCUCAUGUGGCUUUUACAACAGCAUUCCCUCGUGGGUUUGCUUUGGAGGUUCUCCAAGUUUAUUCAGGGCCACCGGUGAUUGUGUACAAGUUCAGGCACUGGGGUUACAUGGAAGGUCCGUUCAAGGGCCAUGCUGCAACUGGGGAAUUAGUAGAACUCUAUGGAAUGUCUAUUUUUGAGGUGGAUGAACACAUGAAGGUUGUGAAGGUAGAGUUCUUUAUUGACCGUGGAGAACUGCUUGGAGGUCUUAUGAAAGGUGCUACCUUGGACGGCUCAACAGCAGAGGCAGCUUCAACCUGCCCUUUCUGGAGGGGCACAGGGUAGCCAAACGAUUGCUGUGGUGAUAAAAAUGAAUGACUACGAUGGUUUCCCGGAUGCGGCACUCUAGUUUCUGUUGUGUGUGGUCCCGCACCAUGUGAUGGUGGGACCACCACAUUAAUUAGUAAGAGACAGCAAGGCAAGGCUGUCUCUUUGAAUUAAUAUAGGAGCUGCCACUGUAGAUGGCAGUAGCAAAAAAAAAACGGGAGAAAAACAAGAGAAAAGAGAAGAAGAGGCAGCAGAGCAGCCUGUGUUCUUUCUUUGAUUUCCAGCUCGUUCACCGUUGGAUCGGGCUGAGAUUUUGACAGCAGCUUCUAGACACAUUCCUCUUCAUUCGGGACGGUUGGAUCGAAGAUUAGUGGUGUGGAAGCUGGCUGUUUUGACAGAAAACGGGGCUGUCAGUUUUGUGAGUUUUUCUCAAAUAAUUCUCCUUUAAUCUUGUUGUAAUCCGAGAAUAAGUAGUUCUUGAUGAUAUAUAUGUUGUAUCCCUUAGUUGAAUCUGAGGAAGAACAGUUGUGAACCCAUUAUUUGUGAUAGUGGAAGUUUUUAGGUGGACUCCGGUCCCGUGGUUUUUCCCGCAUCGGGUUUUCCACGUAAAAAAUCUUGGUGUUAAUUUGUGUGAUUAUUUGCAUUAUAUUUGAUCAUUGUUUGAA